This is a messenger RNA of Mucor mucedo, 2676 nucleotides long. RefSeq lists its product as uncharacterized. Lineage: Eukaryota; Fungi; Mucoromycota; Mucoromycetes; Mucorales; Mucoraceae. Bases 47 to 2605 code for a protein of 852 amino acids. The transcript is spliced from 3 exons. The record is from RefSeq and is a predicted model, not a curated record.
CCUCUCUUUCCUUCUUGUAUAACCUUUUUUUAAUCACAUUUUACUCAUGGAACCCCCUCGUCGACCCAACAAGAGUAGGCUAAGAACCAUGACGGAUGGGGUAUCAAACAGUAGCGGUUCUAUUCGGUCAGAAGAGUCACCAACGAGCAGUAAUGGAUCAAGAUAUCAGAGUUCGCCCACACCCGGUAAAUAUUCCAGUCGAUUCACCGAACACUUCGAAAAAAAAGACGUUUUAUUAAACGAAUAUAUAAUAUCGCCAUUAAAAACUAGACCUGAUAUGCGUGCCUCAAAGAGUCUCAGUUCCACCAAGAACAACGAUGAUUUGCACUUGCCUCUAGACCAUCUGCUGACAACAUCCACCUUACCUGCUAAAAGAGUCCCAUUGACCUCAUCCAUUUCAACCCCCCUUCAAAUACCCAAUAACAUCAAACCGCGAAAAUUUGGAAGUAAUGGUUCAAUUCUCACAAAUGCAAGUAAAGUCUCUCUCAAUCCCUUAAGUUUAAACCGUGCUGAUGUAAUCAUCACUCGCUAUGAGAGCUGGCUGGUCUUUCUUAAAUCAAUCACAAAUUGGGUGGAAGAAGUCUCCAAAAUUACCAUUAACAGUAGUCGUGGUUAUUACCAAAGAGCCUACCCAUAUCUGGAUGAAUCAUCCGCCAUAUCCACUACCACAACUACAAACGAUGCAUCUACGGUGGUUCAACAAAACGUCAAUCAAUCAAUUCUGACAGUACAGGCUGGAUUCCAAGUGCUGACAAUGCAUAUUGCCGCUGAACAACAAGCAUUUUCGAAAUGUCUAGAACGUGAUUAUUUGCCGAGUUUAAACAAGUUGAGAAAGGAGUGCAAAGAAAAGAUACACAAGUUGAAAAGUGAUCACGGGUUGGCUUUAGAUGAAUUAUUACGUCGUGCAGAAGUAACAAGAAGUAAAAUGACUCAUCUUAGUCGUUGCUGUAAGCAAGCAGACAAGGGACAAGGUCAGCUAGAAAUGGAUCCUUGGGUAGCUAAUUUAUUGGUGUUGAGACAAUUGAAAAAAGAAGUGGAUGAGGAAAAUCGACUAAGACUAUUAAUGAUACCUAUCCAACAAGACGCCCAAGCAUUUGAAAAAAGAUUAUUAGACCUUGUAAAGCCAACCGUUCAAUAUUGUUACGAAACGUUAGCACCGGGGAUGUGGGAUGGAACUGAUGAUAAAGAUACAGCGCCGUUUAGUUUAUUGAUGGAUCAAAUCAUGCCAAACUUUGAAUGGGAUCGUUUUGUAGAAUUGCAGAAGAAGGAUUUGGUCAAUGAGAAGCAUCCAACGAAAGAUUAUUUAAGGAUCAAUUAUCCUAACAAGUUUCAUCCCAUGGUCAUGACUCUCAUGAAAGGCAAAAUGGAAAGAAAAUAUGGUGUGCGUAAACAGUUUACAGAUAGAAAUUAUGUGUUGAGUCAAGGUGGGUAUCUUCAUCAGUUUACAAUGGAUGAUAAAGUCUCACCUGAGAAAACAUUGUAUAUACCCAGUACGACUAUCGUUCCAUCCAUUGAUAUACACCAAAUAUCCAGUCUAAAUCAAGAAGCCGUUUUGGAAAAUACACUGUUGGAUAAUUCCAACACGUUUGAAAUAUGUAAACCUGCUAGUAAUGUACUUCAACGGGAUAAAGUAGCUGUUUUCCGUACCUCUAAUCGCCAAGAAUUAAUUGCCUGGUGUCGAUUAUUGAUUCAUUUCUCAAGUGGCAUCAGUUUGCAAAAACUAGGUGUAGUUGAAAAUGACGUAUUUACAAAUCACUCUUCCUCUAGCUCUUUUGAAGUCGACAACUUUCCUAUGCCAAAAAAACUCGUAUUGGAUGAAUCUCCUACGCUCAGCUUAAGAUCUGUUAAGACUGAAGAGUCUUUCAACGAACCUCUUAUCAUGAACAAAAAGAAUGACAGUCGUCCACCACCUACCAAAGCUUUGUCUGUACUCACUGAUGAUGGUUUAAGAACGCCGACCGCCACAUCGUUUCAAGUAGAUUACAAAAUACUUGCAAAAAAAAAUGACGCUACUGAUACAGAGGAUGCAAACAACAAUACGGAUGCAGAAUCUUUUGUGACAGCAAAGUUUAAUGACAAUGCCACAAAUCAAAAUGAUAGUGGCAACGAUGACAGUGAUGAUGACGAUGAUGAUGAUGAUGAUGAUGAUGAUGAUGAUGAUGAUGAUGAAGAUGGUGAUAACCAGCUCGUGACGUCUAACGAUUAUUUCAGUAUACCGCUCCGAGAAGAUGACGCUGUUAGUAUUGCCUCCGCAUCUACUGCCAGAGGUCCUAACAGCAGACAUGCGGAAUCUCCUACAGAGUCUGUCACCCCUGAAUUUGUAAGCAGCGCACCUUCUAUCGUUAGUACAUCUGAAUUUGUCAGCAUAGCACCCUCCAUUGCUAGCACAAACUUUGAUGAUGCACAAUCUUCCCUAUAUUUCUCAUCUGGUUCAGCUCCAGCAUCGCCUAUUGUUUCAAGCCAAUCGUCGAUCGUGUCUAUUCCAGAUUAUCACCUCGUACCUGAGGUUACUUCCAUUGGAUCUUCAUCAUCUAAUAAUACCCAACUAUCUCCUGCACAACUAUAUAAGGCUAACUUAGCUUUUAGCUAUGAUGAUAAUCAAUAAUUAUUUUAACAUCAUUAUAUUAUUAUACAUUUAUUAAAGUUUAUAAAUAAAUUGAUCGUCCUGCUUAUCGG